CUACACAUGGUCAAUAGAUAAGCAAAGGCGGAGGGGGGGAGAGCUGUUUCCAUUUGAUCGAUCCAAAGACGUUGCCUUUCUCCUUCGUCCUUUUCCGCCGCCCAUUCCCCACCACGGAGCGGAGUGAGGCUGCAGUGGCAGAUCUUGUGUAGGACGCUGAGGGGGCGGCGCUCUCUUCGUCUCGAAAAGUUCCAUUUUGAAGUUCUGAUUUUGUUUUUGCUGAUCCGUUUGUUUUAAACGUUGUUUCCGGAUAUCUGGUUCUUCUAAGUCUGCUUCACACCCGUCGAUUUUGUGUCGAAGGUCGAAUUUGGCUAAAGGAAUCCUUAGAUCGUGUGCCUUCUGUGCUACGGAGAACAGGGGAAUUGCGAAGCUUGAUGCGGGAAAGAGUUUUCUUUAUCAGUUGAUUCUUAGAAAAGGAAGGAUUUUAAGUGCAGUGCAUCUUUUGGAUGCCAAAAUAUAUAGAUAUAUAUAUCCCAUUCGUUGGGCUGUUGGUUCAAGCAGUAGACAAAUAGGGGCUUACUUCAAUUUCUAUUUAUCCUGAUUUUUGUCCUUUGCAUGUGUGCGGCAAAGCAUGAUUAAGCAAAUUUUCCGCCGGAUCCCUCGCAAGCAGUCCAAGUCAGGUGAUAAACGAGAUUUGGCUGCAGGCGCUAGCCCAUCAUCAGCAACUUCGACUAGUUCACGAGAUGGGGAUUUGUCAAACAACAGGGUCACAAUUCUCCCUCCUGGUCAGGAUUCUGAGCUAGUUCAUCUAACUCAGCAGAACCAUGCUGGAAUGCGAAAUGGUGGUUUGUCUAUCAUGCCCUAUGAAGCACUGCCGAGCUUCAAAGAUGUAUCGAGCUCCGAGAGGCAGAGGUUAUUCAUCAGAAAGGUGAAUUUGUGUUGUGUGGUAUUCGACUUCACAGACUCCACAAAGAGCUUGAAAGAGAAGGAAAUAAAAAGACAGACUCUUCAAGAUCUAGUUGAUUAUGUGACCUCAGCCAGUGGCAAGUUUCCAGAGAAUGUUAUGCAAGAGAUCAUCAAGAUGGUGUCCUUAAACUUGUUUAGGACCCUCAGUUCCCCACCUCAUGAGUACAAGGUUCUACAAGGCUUUGAUUUGGAGGAUGAUGAACCUGUAAUGGACCCUGCAUGGCCGCACCUCCAUCUUGUUUAUGACUUCUUUUUGAAGUUCCUUCAAUCACCUGAGACAGAUGCCAAGCUGGCAAAAAGAUAUAUUGAUCAUUCCUUUGUUCUUAAGCUGAUCGACCUAGUUGACUCUGAGGACGUCAGAGAGAGGGAGUAUUUAAAGACAAUUCUACACCGUAUCUAUGGAAAAUUUAUGGUGUAUCGACCAUUUAUAAGAAAAGCUAUUAAUAAUAUAUUCUAUCAAUUUAUCUUCGAGACUGAAAAACAUAAUGGGAUUGCAGAGCUGCUAGAGGUAUUGGGAAGUAUUAUCAAUGGCUUUGCAUUGCCUUUAAAGGAAGAGCAUAAAUUGUUCCUUGUUCGGGCUUUAAUCCCACUCCAUAAACCAAAAUGUAUGGGGAUAUACCAUCAGCAAUUGUCAUACUGCAUAACCCAAUUUAUAGAAAAAGAUUGCAAGCUUGCAGAUAGUGUCAUAAGGGGCUUGUUGAAAUUUUGGCCUAUCACCAACAGUUCAAAGGAAGUUAUGUUCUUGGGAGAGUUAGAAGAGGUCUUGGAUGCAACUCAACUUCCAGAAUUCCAGCGAUGUAUGGUCCCACUAUUCCACCAGAUAGCCCGCUGCUUGAAUAGUCCUCAUUUUCAGGUAGCCGAGAGGGCAUUGUUCCUAUGGAACAACGAUCACAUCGAGAACCUGAUCAAACAAAAUGUCAAGGUACUAUUACCCAUAAUCUUUCCAGCACUCGAAAGAAACGCCACAAGUCACUGGAACCCAGCUGUUCAGAGCUUGACGUUAAAUGUUCGAAAGAUCUUUGCUGAUAACGAUCCCGACCUAUUCACUGAGUGCCUGAAGAGAUUCGAGGAAGAUGAACUCAAAAGCAAGGAGAUCCAAUCAAAACGCGAAUCAACAUGGAAACGUUUGGAGGAAAUUGCUGCUACUAAAGCCGCGAGCAACGAGCCUGUGCUUAUUCCGCGAAUAGUACAUCGUCCAAUUUAAGCCUUAGUAGCUCAAGUUCCUUUUUGUAUUAUGAGGUCAUCGGAUCGACAUUGGGUAACAUGAGUCCAUAGAAGGUUAUAGUUAGAUUAGUGCAUGAUGUAGGCUUACUUUCCGCAUUGUUGGCUCUUUUGGGGAGGAUUUAGAAAAGUUGUACAGGUUGAAAAAUGUAAAUACCAAGUUUAUCAAGAAUGUCAUGCGAUAGCAGUGUUGGAGUUCGUGGAUUACUGGUAUACGAAGACAUGAAUGCUUUCAGCUGUGUACUAUUUUUUUGUUUUUGAUGUGUUAAUGCUCUGUUUGUUAUGA
This is a messenger RNA of Zingiber officinale, 2413 nucleotides long. Its product is annotated as serine/threonine protein phosphatase 2A 57 kDa regulatory subunit B' theta isoform-like. The record is from RefSeq and is a predicted model, not a curated record. Bases 572 to 2110 code for a protein of 512 amino acids. Gene Ontology annotation, biological process: signal transduction. Gene Ontology annotation, molecular function: protein phosphatase regulator activity. The transcript is spliced from 4 exons. Gene Ontology annotation, cellular component: protein phosphatase type 2A complex. Lineage: Eukaryota; Viridiplantae; Streptophyta; Magnoliopsida; Zingiberales; Zingiberaceae.